GUGUAGGACGAUCCGGCAACAGUCAGCUGAGAUCGGUCCUUGCCACCAGACCCUUGCGGCCGCUCCCUCAUUUUCCUUCAUUUUCCUUCCUUCGUGUCACCCGCAGCGCCCUCAGUACCUCAGCCAUGGCCCCCAAGCAGCGUAUGAGGCUGGCCAACGACAAGGCGGCCAAGAACGUGACGCAGAGAGGGAAUGUGCCCAAGACGACGAAAUCCGAAGAGGACAACUAUCCCGUGGGGCCCUGGCUACUCGGACUCUUUAUCUUCGUGGUCUGUGGCUCAGCCGUGUUCCAGAUCAUCCAGUCCAUCCGGAUGGGUUAGUCUGCUGGCCAGCGCUGCCACAGACCCCCCUCUCCGGCCUUCCCUACCCUUUUCCCACCCCGGACCCGCCCUGACUGCUCUCUCACGGACGCUCAAUCCUCGGCUGAACGCACACAUUCACGACUCUUUCCAUUUAAUAUUAAGACAUUUUAUUUAGGGUCAAACGCCUAAUACCUUUAACCUUAAGGAUCUUAGCUAUUUAAUUGGAUUUACCUCGUUUUUUGGAUUCUUUCGAGACACCGUAUGGUUUAACUGUGUAUAUUUGUAUAUAAGGAAUCUAUAUUUAUAUCAAAAUACAGCCCCCCUUGAAAGCCGAGUCAAGAUACAGCUCGGCAGUCUCUAUAAUAGUAAUUUUUCAUCACAUUGCCAAUAAAUUCAUAUGGGGUAAA
Molecule: messenger RNA, 709 nt
Organism: Eriocheir sinensis (Chinese mitten crab)
Lineage: Eukaryota; Metazoa; Arthropoda; Malacostraca; Decapoda; Varunidae
Product: stress-associated endoplasmic reticulum protein 2-like
Exons: 3
Coding region: 126-320 (64 amino acids)
Biological process (GO): endoplasmic reticulum unfolded protein response
Cellular component (GO): endoplasmic reticulum
Source: RefSeq, a predicted model, not a curated record